Molecule: messenger RNA, 4467 nt
Organism: Chrysoperla carnea
Lineage: Eukaryota; Metazoa; Arthropoda; Insecta; Neuroptera; Chrysopidae
Gene: MEP-1
Product: MOG interacting and ectopic P-granules protein 1
Exons: 7
Coding region: 285-3851 (1188 amino acids)
Biological process (GO): regulation of gene expression
Cellular component (GO): nucleus
Source: RefSeq, a predicted model, not a curated record
GUAGUUAAUAUAUAAACUAUAUAUAAAAGUAUUUAGUUAUAUACCUAACAAAUUGUCAGUUCCCUUAAAUUCUAUUGGUAGCAGGCAGCUGUUCCAUAGCGGAGAGACAAUUUUAUGUGUGUAUGUGUCUGUGUGGUGAAUAGGUCCUGUUAUUACAAAAAUUAAUUGGAAAAAAAGGCAAUGUUCACCAAUAUAACUGGCGGGAGAAUAAAAUUUGUGAUGUUUUAUCAUUUGUUCAAAACAUUAUUUUAGAUUCAUAAAAAUCGUAAACGUUUUACGUUCCCAUGGACUCAUCUGUCAAAAUGAUGGAAAUUGAAACUGAAAAUUCAAUGAAAGAGUCGACACAAACAAUGCGAUCUAAUGGAGAAGUAAAUGGAUCGUGCGAUGAUGGCAGUAUGGACACGUGCUCAUCUCCAACAAGUUCACAGCAACCUCAUGAUUCGGAGAAAAGUAAUGACAGUAGUCGUUUCACCGAAAUACAAAAAGUGCCUACUACCAGUGAAGUGCCUGUCAACAAUAAUGAUGAACAAAACGAUGAACCAAUGGAGGUAUCAGAAGAGAAUAAGGAUAAUCAACGAUUAGACGAAGAUGGGGCUGAUGAGGACGAAGACGAAGAUGAUGAUGAGCAUGAAGAUGAUGAUGAACACACUGGUGACACAGAACGUAGUGAACAUCAACAAAACUCGGAUUCCCGGCCAACAAAUGCAUCUGCUCAAAGUGUAGCUGAUUCAGUUGAGGAGGAGCAUGAUUUAGCAAAUGGUACAGAAGAAGAUGAAGUUGAAGAUGCCAUCAGUGUUGAUUCUGGUUCAUCUGAUGAAGACGACAAAGUUAUUGAAUCUGUAAAUAUUGGCGACACAAAUAGUGAAGAUGAAGACAGUGAUCAUUCCGAACCAAUUGAAUUAAAUGAAUCCGAUGGUGAACAUACCAAUCGUAAUGGUAACACGAAAGACAGUCGUGAACGUAAAGUGAAAUCAACCGAUUCCGGUGAUGUAACAAUCGUAGAGAACGAUAAUAGUGGUAAAUCAAACGGUGAAGUGUGUAGCAGUCCAGAAGUACAAGAAAUAUGUGAUUUAAGUAAAGAUAAAGACUCGUCAAGUGAGACAACACCAAAAAAGAAAAAGAAAUCCACAACGCCUCAAACAAAAGCCGAAUCAAUAACACCUCGACGUAGUUCGCGUAAUUUAAAUAAACAAAAAAGUUAUAUCGAACCCCGUGAGAAUGAUAUUGUUGACGAUGUGGAUGAUGAUGAAGAUGAAAUUGAAGAAAUUACACCAGAUGAUCCACUCGGUCUAUCUGAUCAUCAUCCACCCCAUCAAAUUAAUGUCCAUCAUACUCCUAUAACCCAUCGUCCUCGACCAGCAAGCAUGUCGGGAGGUACAAUUGUUGUGAAAGAUACCAAACGCUUAGUUGAAAUUGCAAAUACAUCAAAAUCAGCAAUGUCCUCUCCAGCAGUAUCUAGUGGUGUGAGUAGCAGUGGUAUGAAAAAAGAACCAACCCUAGUUAUAAUUGAUACAAAUUCUAUAUUAAGUGGACGUGGCCCUGUGCCUGUUCAUAAUAAGCCUAGCGGUAAUUUACCUACCUCAUACUCGGUCUUACCCAUGGCUUUACCCGCACAGGGUGUAUAUCCAGCAAAUAUGCGUGCUACAAUUACACCUAUCCCCAUGAAACAACAACAGCAGAGUAUUUUGCAACAGCAACAUCAUCAACAGCAACAGGCGGCUUUAGCAGCUGCCCAUCAAGCGCAAGCGCAAGCUAAUAUUUUACCGUCAUUAACCGAUGAUAUGUAUGUAGUUGAAGCUCCUUCGUUUAUUGUACCAUACGUUUACGAAAAACCUCCUAUUAAGAAUUUUAAAGAAUUCGUUGUACAUUAUGGAAAAGAAGUGGAAAAGGUUAAAAAAGAACAAGAAGAAAAAAGAAAGAAGAAGAAAAAGAAUCCAGAUGAUGACGAUGAUUAUGAAGUCAGCGAAGAAAGUGAUGAUGAUGAUUCGAAAAAAGAAAACGGUACAAGCGAUGAUAAUUCAAACGAUAAAAUCGAUAAGGGUGCUGAUUACGAGGAACUCUUAGACGCUAAACCUAUCACAGCCGAUACAAAAUUAGAUAAAGAUGGUAAUAAAUCAACUAGCUAUUUUGAUAACCCUCUAGGUAAAUUCUUUUUCAACAUUGGUAUCAACCUUGUACAAGAAUUUGUACAAACAGAAGUCUUAAAACAACAAAAACGGAAACAUCAACGAGAAGGUGGUUCAAUGGCCACAAAUAUGGCAAUACAAUCAUUAAUAAAGAAUUUAGAAUUUAGUAAAGAGGCUAACGAACCGUAUCGUAUGGAAAUGAAAAAAUGUGAUUAUUGUAGUUUUAAAACCGAAUCUGCGUUAGCAUUAGCACAUCAUUUAGAAACACCACACAUGCGUAACUAUGUAUAUCGUUGUAAUUUCUGUCCAUUGGAAGUACGUAGUCCCCAUGAUAUCUUAUUCCACAUGGAAGCUGAACACAAUACACGUGGCCGAUUAGAACGUGCCCCAUCAUUCCAUCAAUGUCCAAAUUGUCCAUACGAGGACAAUCAAAAGGGUAAACUAAGUAGGCAUAUGAUUGCAUGUGCUAAGAAAUUUAAACCAGAAAAGAAUUUAGAACCACCGGCUGAUUGGGAACCACCAGCAAAAAUACCCAGAGUGUCUCGUGGUCGACCUGUUGCGUUAGUACCUGGUGCAGCCCCGUAUCCAACAUUUACACAGAAUAAGAAUAUACCAAUAUUACCACAACGAUUAGCAACGCCACCUAAUUCACAGGCCGCAGCAGCAAUGAUGCGUAAUCGUGGUGUUACUGUAGGUAAUUUAGGAGCUGGUGGUGCUAAUCGACCGAAUAUUAUUGGUAAAAUGCCUAUACGGCCUGGUAUGGUGUAUAGGCCAAAUCAACCCGGACAAGUUCUUGUGCCAACAACUUACCAAUAUGGUGGAAACCAAAUAUAUACCGCGUCAUCAUCGCCUUCAAAUCGAUCAGCAUCAAUUCCCAGUAAAUUAGUAAAUCAACCAAGUAUUUCAAUAACACCAUUACCUCGACAAUCGAGUACAAAUAAUUCAUCUUCAAGUGGUGCGAACGCAGGACAUGGUGGUGUUGGUGCGAUACCUGCAAUGCCAAUGCCAAGUGUAAAACCAGGUGACCCAGCAGCGGGUAAAGCAACAUUUGUUAUAUGUGAAAUAUGUGAUGGUUAUAUCAAAGAUUUGGAGCAAUUGCGUAAUCAUAUGCAAUGGAUACAUAAAGUGAAAAUACAUCCAAAAAUGAUAUAUAAUCGACCACCAUUAAAUUGUCAAAAAUGCCAAUUUAGAUUUUUCACUGAUCAGGGUUUAGAACGACAUUUAUUAGGCUCACAUGGUCUUGUUACUAGUUCAAUGCAAGAAGCUGCAAAUAAAGGCAAAGAUGCUGGGCGGUGUCCGGUCUGUGGAAGGGUAUAUCAAUGGAAGUUAUUAAAUCAUGUGGCACGUGAUCAUAAAAUCACAUUAAAACCAGCCCAUUUAUCAUACAAAUGUACAGUGUGUACGGCAACAUUUGGCAUGUACAAACAAUUUGAGAAUCAUGUAUAUUCAGCACAUAGUGUUGUUGCAAAGCGUGUUAUAGAAAAGAAAAAUAAUGUCACAUCAUCAUCACAAUCGUCAUCGAAUCAAUCAUCGUCAUCAAGAAACAAUAGUGAUUCCUUAUUAAAACCAUUAAAAAUCAAUGAUGAAAUAACAAUUAUACCACAACCGGCUAAACCAAAACCAUCGACAUCCUCAUCAAAUCAACGUCAUCAAUCAGAUUCAUCAAAAGUUGGCGGUGACAACGUAUUGAAUUAUUUACAAUUACGGAAAAUGAAUCAAACAUAACAUCAAAUAAACCUCAAAUAAUUUUAAUUCUUUAAUAAAAAAAAACUAGAAAUUGUAAAAUUAAAAAAAUACAAAUCAGGGAUUUUUGUGCGUUUUUAAAAAAAAAAAAACGUUUUCGUCCAUCUCAUUCAUACACAAUCACAUUGGUCGAACGUGGAAGAUUGUUUUCUAUCAUUUUCCGUCUUAUCGAAGCAGCAUGGAUGAAGAUUGGUAUAUGGUAUUUUCAACAAAGAAGAUUGUAUAAAGCCAGAAAACAAACUUGAAAAUCUUCAGUCAUUUGUAAAAUUAAUUUUCACCUCGGAGAAUCAUUUACAUGUGCCAUCUUAUGACCAAUGUCGUUGUGUAUGAAUGUAACCAUUGAUAACUAUACUAAAUCUAGAUGGUUAACUUUUUGUUGGAAAUAUGAAAAUUAAUGUGUCGGGCAGGAUUUCAUACACAAAAUAAAUUAGGUAGGUGAGGUAAUAAUUAUUGUAACUUUUAAAAUUAUUAAUUUUAAUAUAAUUUGAAAUGCAUAUGAAAUCCAUAAUUUUAUUAACCAUUCAAUUCGAAAUACUGGAUAAGGAUAGACUAAAUAUUAAUGUGAUUAAAUUGAAAAAAGAUUAAAGCAACAUAAAAU